ACAAUGGUGCGCAUGAACGUCCUGGCUGACGCUCUCAAGAACAUCAACAACACCGAGAAGAGAGGCAAGCGCCAGGUUCUUACCAGGAUGUGCUCCAAAGUCAUCGUUCGGUUCCUGACCGUGACGAUGAAGCAUGGUGACAUUGGUGAAUGUGAAAUCAUUGAUGAUCACAGAGCGGGGGUAAUUGUCAACCUCAUAGGCAGGUUAAACAAGUGUGGCGCUCUCAGCCCCAGAUUUGAUGUGCAGCUCAAAGAUCUAGAAAAAUGGCAGAAUCAUCUGCUCCCGUCCCAUCAGUUUGGUUUCAUUGUACUGACAACUUCAUCUGGCACCAUGAACCACGAGGAAGCAAGACGAAAACACACAGGACAAAAAGUCUUGGGAUUCUUUUUCUAG
Messenger RNA from Elephantulus edwardii (Cape elephant shrew), 393 nucleotides. RefSeq names its product 40S ribosomal protein S15a-like. Gene Ontology annotation, molecular function: structural constituent of ribosome. Gene Ontology annotation, cellular component: cytosolic small ribosomal subunit; ribosome. Bases 4 to 393 code for a protein of 129 amino acids. Lineage: Eukaryota; Metazoa; Chordata; Mammalia; Macroscelidea; Macroscelididae. The transcript has a single exon. The record is from RefSeq and is a predicted model, not a curated record. Gene Ontology annotation, biological process: translation.